GUCCCGGCACCCGGAGCCCAAGGCCGCACCGUCGCUGGAGGAUGCCCCGUUCCCACCCAGUCCCGCCGACGGCCGCGAAGUGUCACCUGCAGGCCGGUUGUCCCUCAGCACGGGCGAGACGCGUUCUCUCGUGUUCCCGUCGGACUGUCCACCCGGGACCGUCAGCUCAGGGAGUGUGUGGGGCUUCUGUGCCACGUGGUGGGCACUCGGGAAGGACGUGUUGAGUGAGCGGCUGGAAGAACGUCCGAGUCCGGCGGAAAACACGCAGCGCCCCGGCACGAGCGUCCCCUCCCACGUGCCAUCACGCAGGUCCCCGUCACCCAGCCGGGAGGGCCCCAGCGGCCAGUCCAGGCCCCCGGACAGGGCGCCGGGCCGGGCCCUACCGAAGAGCAUCAGGCACCGCAUGCUCUACCUCUCGGAGCAGCUGCGAGUGGAGCAGGCCCGGCGGGACGAGAACACCGCGAGCUACCUCAAGCUGGUGUCCAAAGCCGACCGGCACCGGGCCCCGCACGUCCGCCAGGCCUUCGAGAAGGUGAACCAGCGCACCUCUGCGACCAUCGCCCGCAUCGAGCAGAGGCUCCGCCAGUGCCACCGGCAGCUCCAGGAGCUGGAGGAAGGCGGCAGGCCCAAGGGCUUGGUGCCGACGUCGGGGAGCCCGCUGGACGACUGCGGGCAGCCCGGCCAGACGGCCCCGGGUUCGGAGGCCCCCAGGCCCAGCGUGGAGCGCGCGCCCGCCCAACUGCCCAACGCGGACAGGCACUCGGCUCCAGGGAGUCCCCUCCCGGGCGGGCAGCAGGGCGAGUCCUCAGAGGCCGGGCGCGUGGCGCGGCCAAGCCUGCGCUUGCAGAAGGUGAAGGAAGAGCUGGAGGCCGUCGAGGGGCCCCACGCCCGCCUGCAGGAGGCCUCUCAGAGCCUCGCGGAGAGGCGCCUGAGAGACCUGCAGGUGUCGCUGGAGUCGCUGCAGAAGGAGAGAUGCAGGUGA
Carlito syrichta (Philippine tarsier) is the source of this 982-nucleotide messenger RNA. RefSeq names its product testis-specific protein TEX28-like. NCBI's taxonomy places the organism in Eukaryota, Metazoa, Chordata, Mammalia, Primates, Tarsiidae. Gene Ontology annotation, cellular component: endomembrane system. The record is from RefSeq and is a predicted model, not a curated record. The annotation marks the transcript as partial. The transcript is spliced from 3 exons.